UUUGUCCUCCUUUUCAUUGGCUUGUUACUGGUUGGAGGGAAUCGGUGUGUGUGUGUGUGUGCACUGUACUUACGCAACAGCGAGCUUCUGUCGGCGGCGGGUUCGCGAGGCAAGGACGAAAUUAAAGCAGGCAUUUUUGUAUUCCAUUUUUGUCUAAUCCCACUGAUUUCUGAGGGGAUUACCGGACCAAUCAUGACUGAGAGACCGCUGGCUCGCCUGACACUGCUCGGACUGGGAGCUCUGCAGACAGUGAGUGGAAACACAACCUAGGAUGUGGAGAAAUCUUCUUUUAUUUGAUUUUGAUUUUGAUUUUUUUUUAUCCCGCGGGGACAGUUGCUUGUUCUUCUUGCUCAUGCUGUGAACCGACCUGAGGAUUCAUGCAGCCAUAUCUGGCGCAGGUUCUUUUUUUUUAGGGCAACUUUAAUUUGUGCAGCUGAGUCACAAUUUAUGGCAACUUUCUCAUGAUGGUCAACGCUGGAGUUGUGUUUUGAAGUCCUCACGAAAUAUCCAGAAUCUGUCUGGACUCUUUUGUGCAUGACCAGCUCAUGGAGGAAGAGAAAGACUCUGAAAACAUCCCUGCAAAAUCCAGUUCCCCUUUACCCACCGGGAUCCCCAUCAACUGGGGCCUCAUCACCGGCCCGGUCCCCGAGCCCGUUUUCCCGACACCCUCUUUGAACGCCUCACUCCCUCCUUCUCAGAGUUCGGCCGUGCACGCGCUCCAGACCAAGGUGAAGUCUCUCACACAGAGAAGGACAAGAGGGAGAGACAGAGAGCGAGACAGAGAAAGGUUGGACCCAGAUGUGCCGGUGAGCAGCCCAGUUGGGCAGAUUUCCUCUGAGGUCCUUCUCAGACAGCGUCCCAGAGCCAAAGGUCAGCUACCUCUUCCUGCUUCCGCCUGGCGAUCAGGUGCUGCAAAGGUCUUAAGCAGCAGUGAUGAAGAGGAGGAAGUAGAGGUGCUGGUGAGGUUGGAGAUCCACAGUCCUCCGGCUGAAGCACAAACAGAGCAGAGUGGAGAGGAGACUGAAGAAAAGACAUCAGACAAAAAUGAAGGCCAGGUCAGUUUUCAGACUGAGCAGCCUUGUGGACUCAGGGAGGGCACCAGUCUGGAGAGUCUUCUGUCUUCUGACAACUCAAGCAGCAGUAAGGAUGACCCGUCCACUCCUCCUCCUCUACCUGUGCUCUCCUCCACUCCUGCUGCCGCCUCUGCUUCUACAACACCUUCGACUUCUUCCUCUUCAACGAGACACUGGGCACCUCCGAAGGGCUUCUGGAGAGUAGCGCGACCAGAGACAUUGCUCCUUAAUGGCGUGGGCCCUCACAGCACAUCCUCCACUUUACCUCUGAAGGACUACACUCAGAUAGACGCACUGGCAGAAGCUCAGAGGAAGACUAAACCGGCCGAAACGGGCAGCAGGAAUGACGUGGGAGCUGCGGCGGAAGAAUGCGAAGCAUCGUCAGAAAUCAAACACUCGGAUAGUGUGGAGUGCUACCUGGACAGGUGUGAGCAGAAGGAGACGGACAUGGGCGAUCCCAGCAGAGAGCUGUGCAGUUCAGACAGCUGGGAGAGCAUGUGUUCACAAAGCAGCGUGCUCUGUGCUGAUGAGAGGGUGAAGGUGAAGGAACGGGCCUAUGCAAAGUUAAGGGAAAGACAACAGAACUGCAGGGAGGAGAGAGAACAACAUGGAGGAGAAAGUGCUGGUUAUUAUGGAGACACAGCACACAGAGUGGAGCAGAAAGGUGCCCACGGUGUUCUGGACAGCUCAGACUCAGUCAUUCUUGCUCAGGAACUUGAACCCUACUUAAGGUCACUGCUUGUAAUCAGCGAUGAACUACCUCUAAGCCCAAGACACGAGCAGGCCAAACGUCUUCUGGAGCGAGCCAGACUCAAAGCUCGCUCCAACCACGUUAAAGGCGACCGACCCAGCAGACGCUCUCAUUCUGAUCAGAGAGCCUCAGUAAAGAAGCAGCAGGUUGAAUCUCCCAGUCCGACAAGAGUGCAGAAAGCUGUUCAAACCAAAGAAGACCUUCCGCCUCAAACUGCAUCUGGUCCCCUCCUCGUCCCCACUCAGAGAGACACUUCCCCCGGUGACUCUGGAGGUCGAUCCAGGCGGUACGGUUGUUCGCCCACCCGUGUGCGCUUUGAGGACGAAUCAGAGAAAGAGGCAGAGUCUCGUUACCUGGAUAGAGUGAGACAGCGUGGAAGGCCUGGGAUGCCCAAAUCCAAGAGUAAAGAAAGCAACACAGAUUCUAGCAGCAGCGGCUCAGAGAGAAGCAGAAGCCACAGAAGCGUGUCUAUGCCUUCUUCACAGAAGCAGGAAGACGUGGGUGUUAGUGUUGAAACCACAACAGUCAUUAAAGAGAUAAUAGUGCUGGUGAAGAAAUGUGAGGCAUGCGGCUCCGUAGUCAGGGAACCUCAACCAGUCUCCUCACCUUCAGAUCCACAAAACGCUGAGCCACUGCCGUCUGGAAACCCUGAAGAGCCACGGGGGAAAGCACCUCCUCGCCAUGCGCCUUCGAACAAAGCGGAGGCAAGCACUCGUCCCAAAGCUCCUCUUACUGUCACCUUUGUCGGAGCUUACGUGCUGGGGGAAAAUAAAGAAAGCAGCACAGGGUGGAAGUCGUCAGGGUUUGGGAAGCUUAGGAGACGGAGUAGAAAAGGAGAAAGUCGGUUGGAGUCUGGACACGGCCCCUACGGCCCGUCAUGGGCUCAGCGGCGUAACUCAAAUCCAAGGAAUAGGGUCAACCUGAGCAGAGCUGUUUCAUUUGCUCCUGGGAGCCCUAUUGCUCUGGAGCCACGUCUGUUGGAAGCAUCUGGAGGACUACGGGAGUCACCUCCUCCAUCGCUGCCCAUCAAGUCAGCGCUGAAGUCGAGCUCAAGAAAUCGCUCUGCCGCAGGUCAGUCCUCGGUUCAGUUCCAGGUGGCCUCAAGUCAGGGAGGAGAGAGCGGAUCUCAGUCCCUCCUGGACUCUCCAGAGUCAAGAAGGGAGUCUCCAGUGUCUUUAACCCAGGGGGCGGCUGCAGCUAGCAGCUCAGUGCCCUGUAUCCGGCCUUCCACUCUGAGGUACUCCGCUGCUAGACUCCCCACAGACCUGCCAGCUGCUGAACUCUGGGACGCCACUCCAGACGGAGCAGCAGGUCUGAGUGGAGACGCUGGUCCUGGUUCAGAGAGCCGUGCUCUGCGGGGCCUGGCCAUGUCUCGGGCUGAAGAUCUCAGAGCUGAGCUGCUGAGAGCUGAACAUCUGAAAGCUGAGGCCAUAUGGGAGGAAAACACUGACGGGUCCAGAAAGGUGGAUGGACGGCCCAAGCUCUUCCUGCGUCGCUUCUUUUCUUCCAUCGGCCUGAACAGCGUUGGUCGACUUGUGAAAGGAGCCCGCUCCAGUAGCAUGGAACAGCUCAGCAUCCCCACAGCCCCCCGGGCGAGCUCAGCUUCACCGAGCCCGACGCGCAGACCUCAGCCCACCAUCCGCAUACAGAGGACGCCCUCACUGCAGACGCUGCACACGGUGCUGCCACUGGCCCAACUGCGUAAAGCCUCCUCUGUGCAGAGUUUAGAGAGAAGAACAGAGCGCUCAACAAUACUUGGAGAGGUGCAGAUACCGUAUGGCCUGGCACCCAGCCCUGAUAGCCCUCAGCUCGACCUUCACCGGGCACUCAGCGUUGAAGAUGUACUCUCCUCGAGGAUGGUGCGUCCCGUUGGCCGGGUCACGCAGGCUUUCCCUGAUGGAACUCUCCUCCUGGAGCUCAUCAAACCCCCAAACGGUCCUUUUGGUUUCGUCAUUUCAAGAGGCAAAGGUCGACCAGACACAGGUGUUUAUGUUGAGAAAGUGGGCGACGGUGGUGGUGAAGGCCCGUACAUCGGCCUCCUCGGCAUCGGUGAUGAAAUUCUGCAGGUGAACGGGGAGGCCGUGGCUGGACUCAGCUUGGACCAGGUGACGCGGCUCAUGACCCGGGAGAGCACCGCUUCCCUUCGGAUCAUGCCGGCCCGACGAAUUCAACGCUGACAGGCACGGACAGACCUGGCACGCCGCCCCCCACUCUCUCUCUCUCUCGGAUAGUAACUGACCACUCCAGACACAACGGAUUGACUGUAACAUAUAGAUGUGACAUAUAGUCCAGUGCAGCUUCACACACGCUUACAUGCAACAACAGGGUUAGAGGUUCAGUUUUCAUAAUGCAAACCAAUGCUAGAUGAUGUGCCACUGCAAGUGUAGCAAAAAUAACCAAAUUACAAAACCAAACAGCAGUACCAAUGAUAGUUAGAAACUCAGAAUAUAUUUCUAAUCAGUAGUUAGAACAAUUAAAAUCCAGCACAGUUAGUUUUUUAUAGCCAGAUUUAGAUGAAUAGGGAAAGAUUUAUACAACCCCAUUGUUAUUUCUUUAAAUCACACAAUGUAUGGCGUCCUAAAUUCUCUACAACAUAUUUUAAAAUUGUGUAAAUUGUCAUGUUGUAUAUUUUUUCACGUGAUCUUUAGGGAUGUGCCACAUGUUAGCAUGAGCCCUCCUCGCUAAAGAACUCUGUGCACAAGCAAGGAAAAAAAGAAAAAAAGCAUUUAUCAUAUUUGUUUUCAGUGCAUCAGCGUCUGCACGGUCCCUUCCUUAUGCUUGUGCUGUGUCACCUGUUCUCUAUGAACUCGAUGCCCACAUGCUUCUAAAUAAAAAGUGUUUCAUUUUGUCAAACUUUU
Molecule: messenger RNA, 4682 nt
Organism: Stegastes partitus (bicolor damselfish)
Lineage: Eukaryota; Metazoa; Chordata; Actinopteri; Pomacentridae
Product: probable GPI-anchored adhesin-like protein PGA55
Exons: 10
Coding region: 546-4001 (1151 amino acids)
Biological process (GO): centrosome cycle; regulation of cellular localization; establishment or maintenance of cell polarity
Cellular component (GO): nucleus; apical plasma membrane; cell cortex
Molecular function (GO): protein binding
Source: RefSeq, a predicted model, not a curated record